AUGACGAAAGAUUCAACUAAGAAAUUUUCACCCAACAGCGACUACCGUCUAGUCUUACAACGCCUCAAAUCGGAAUUUGAGCGAAGAUACAAUGAUCAGAAGCCGGCCUGCGAGUCACAACCGACCGACUAUGAAUUUCUCCGCACGCUCGGAGCAGGAGCCUUUGGUACAGUGAAACUGGUACGGCGGAAGACGAGCGAUAGCUUCUUUGCUAUGAAGAUUUUGACGAAAGAAAAAAUCAUUCGCCAAAAGCAACUGCAGCACACGAUUAAUGAGAAGCGAAUUUUGCAAAGUAUCCGGUUUCCGUUUGUCGUGAGACUGGAGAUAUGUUUUAAAGACAACUCGUACAUCUAUCUCGUGAUGCCGUUUGUGAAUGGAGGCGAAAUGUUCACGCUUUUGAGAAGCUGUGGAAGGUUUCCUCAUAUGCAGGCCGCUUUCUACGGAGCUCAGGUGGCAUUGGCCCUAGAAUAUCUACAUUCCUGCGACCUGAUCUAUCGUGAUUUGAAACCGGAAAAUCUUCUACUAGAUUACCGUGGGUAUGUACGGAUGACGGACUUUGGAUUUUGCAAGCUAGUGAAAGACAGAACGUGGACACUGUGCGGCACACCGGAAUAUCUUGCUCCGGAAAUUGUCCAGGCGAAAGGAUACGGGAAAGGUGUUGAUUGGUGGUCCUACGGAGUGCUGCUGUACGAAAUGUCGGCCGGCUACUCGCCAUUCUACGCGCAAACCGGCAACACGAUGGCUAUGUUCGAACGAAUCUGCAAGGGAAAGUACAAAUUUCCGAAAUAUAUUCCGUCGGAGCUAAGCAACCUGAUUCACCAUCUGCUGCAAAAUGAUCUCUCGCGAAGGUAUGGUAAUCUGCGCAGUGGAACUGAAGACAUCAAGCAACAUCAGUGGUUCAAGUCGAUUAACUGGUAUGCUCUACUGAACCGAGAACUGGUCGCACCGUAUGUUCCCGAACUGGCCGGGCGGGGCGAUGCUUCGCUGUUUGAUAAUUACGAUGAAGCUAGCCUGAAGGUUGCCAGCCGAUGUGAAUAUGCGAAAGAAUUUGCAAACUUUUAA
Messenger RNA from Anopheles cruzii, 1062 nucleotides. RefSeq names its product cAMP-dependent protein kinase catalytic subunit beta-like. The transcript is spliced from 3 exons. Gene Ontology annotation, molecular function: cAMP-dependent protein kinase activity; ATP binding. The record is from RefSeq and is a predicted model, not a curated record. NCBI's taxonomy places the organism in Eukaryota, Metazoa, Arthropoda, Insecta, Diptera, Culicidae. Gene Ontology annotation, cellular component: cAMP-dependent protein kinase complex; nucleus. Gene Ontology annotation, biological process: peptidyl-serine phosphorylation. The coding region runs from base 1 to 1062 and encodes 353 amino acids.